ACCUAAAGAUGGAGUUACACUAGUUACAAACACAGGUCCUAGUGUAAACGAAGAAGACGAAGUAACAAAAUCAACGCAUUCACAUCGAAAUUGAACUAUAGUCAAAAUGCAAGCUUUGAAGCAAUCCAUACGACGCCGUUCCCAUCUCAGAGUUUCAAUUUCGCCUUCCAUACCCACCACGCAACCCGAUGAUUUCCAUCAUUCACUCCCUUCUCAUCAUUUGGCUCGCCUCACCCCCAAACGCUUCCUCGAUUGGCCCCAGUUUAGCAAUAAGGAAGCAAUUGCGAAGGAGCGAGCUCGAAUAAAUGAUGAAAUGAAGAGGGGUUAUGUUGCUGAUUUGGCCGAGAUCAAGCAACAUGGCGGUAAGGUUUCUGUAGCUAAUAAAGUGAUUAUACCGGCAAUGAGUGCUGUGAAAUUUCCUGAUAUCAGAGUCAGCUUCCCAGAUGGUAAAACAAUGAAGCUUCCCAUUCGUAUUUCUGAUAAUGCAGUUGAUUCCGACAAAUCAUCUGUCCCAAAGGCAUCUUUGGUUUGUCUUUCAUUCCGAGGAUAUUCCGAGAAAAUGAUCGAUUCUUGGAGCGUGCCUUUUGCUAAAACAUUUAGUAACUCAAAAGAUAUUCAUUUAUACAAGGUAUCAUUUAUAGAUUCAUGGUUUCUAUGUCUACCUCCUAUAAAACAUUUCCUUCUGUGGACAAUCAAGAAACCUAAUCAAAACGAAAACAAGGAUACACUUGAAGGGAAAAUGGUGUAUUCAUUUGGCGACCACUAUUAUUUCAGAAAAGAACUAAACUUAGAGAAUCUCCUCACUGGGUACGUCUUCCUACUAGAUAACUUUGGUAGGAUAAGAUGGCAGGGCUUUGGGAUGGCAACAGAAGAUGAAGUUUCUUCCCUUCUUUCUUGCACAUCACUUCUUCUAGAUUCGUAAUGAGGUGCAAAACUACAGUGUUGUUCUGUAUUUCAUAAAUUUUGGGAUGUGAUAAACAAGGUUGGAUGAGAUUUUUCUUGUUUUAAAUGGUGUGUUAAGACAUUUAUGGAGCAACUACCUUGUGCGGGAGGAAAAUUGUAACCUAAGGAAGCUGUGUGAGGAUAAUUAUAAAUUAUAAUUUUUUAACUAUAAGUUGAAAUUCAUUCAAAUAAAAGCAUACACAGUUUUAGAAUUAUCAGUGUUGCUCUUGGCUUGAAGAUUAUCCAUGAGGAUGCAUCUUUUUUUGUAAUGAUCACUUCAUAUGGUUAAUAAAGAAGGUAUCACCUCUUUUAUUUUAAA
Molecule: messenger RNA, 1261 nt
Organism: Vicia villosa (hairy vetch)
Lineage: Eukaryota; Viridiplantae; Streptophyta; Magnoliopsida; Fabales; Fabaceae
Exons: 8
Coding region: 107-922 (271 amino acids)
Biological process (GO): mitochondrial proton-transporting ATP synthase complex assembly
Cellular component (GO): mitochondrial inner membrane
Source: RefSeq, a predicted model, not a curated record